AUGAGAUUCAUGCCAAGUGCCACACAUGAUGAGGCAUCUGGUUUUUGGGUCCAGAAUGUCACUCUUGCUCUUGCUGCCCUGGUUCCUCAUCAGUCAACACUUCUAGGGUGCAAGUUCAUUGGGACAAGAACCUAUCAGCUGAGGGAGAGAAAGAAGCAAGCAGAUGCUGCUUUCCGACCAACCAACGGCAACUCACAGAACCCCAGUGUUGUCCUUGAAGUAGGCUGUUCAGAGAGCUUGCAACAAUUGAAGACUGAUGCCAGGCUGUGGAUUGAACACAUGCCAGAGGUUCAAAUUGUUAUAAUCAUAUCAAUUGACCCCGGGCCUGUGCCUGCUCACCCUAAUCUUCCAAGAAUUACCAUUGAACUGUGGCGUGGUGUUGCUCCUCCCAGACCUAUAUGUGGUGAACAUGCUCGGAGAAGGAAUGGCCAGAUGGUUUGGCAAGCUGAUUGGACCCAUCAGGCAGGUCCAUUCUAUAUCCUCCUUGCGGACAUGUUUGGCAGAGGGCAGGUGCCUGAUGAAUAUGGUGAGGAGGAAGAUUGCAUCGUUCUAGAUUCAGAAGCCUGGCGGGAGGAGAUCAUCGAGGCUUAUCAGUGA
Laccaria bicolor S238N-H82 is the source of this 597-nucleotide messenger RNA. RefSeq lists its product as uncharacterized. The record is from RefSeq and is a predicted model, not a curated record. Lineage: Eukaryota; Fungi; Basidiomycota; Agaricomycetes; Agaricales; Hydnangiaceae. The transcript has 4 exons. The coding region runs from base 1 to 597 and encodes 198 amino acids.